AUGAGUGUGGAUGUGGAUGAGUUGGAAGAAUGGGCAGCAAUGGCGGCUGUCAGCACGGAAGGUUCCCUUCUUCAGAUUCCACCUCCGUCUACUAUUGCUGCUGAUCCCAGACCAGGAGCUUUGUCUGUCCCUGGCGCUGCUGCCAUGGCUUCUAAUUCUCUUCAAAAUCGAGACGUUUCCAAUUUGACGUCAGAAGAAAAACAAGCCCUUCGAAAAUCGCAACAAGAAAUGGAAAAACAAGAAAAUAAUCGGCAAUGGGCUGACAUGGCGGCGGUCAGUACAGAAGAUCAUGAACUCAUCACUGGUGGAAGCAGCUCUAAUGAACCUGAACAUGGCCAAGACUAUGACAUUCAACUCCCAAUCAUGACUGAUGAUAUUCCAGAUAUUCCACCAAAAUUAGAACCAGAUGGUCACUAUGGUACCACAGGUAUUAAUAUUACCACAGGACCCACCGUCAUGGGAGUAGAACCCAUUGUGCCACUGGGGCCUACUGUCAUGGGAGUAGAGACCACGGAUACCGAUACUACCAAAUCAGCUCGGGACAAAAAAAAGGCAUCACCAAAACUUUCAGGGGGCGUCAGACCGGGUGCUGUGUCCAUCCCAGGUGGUGACAAUGAUCCCAAUUCACUAUUAGAAGAAGGAGACAAUUCCAAAAUGACACCAGAAGAAAUGCAAGCACACAGAACGACACAAAAUGGCUUGCGCAAAAAACAAGAUACCCAUCCUGCCGUACAGCGCACUCGUCAGUCACAAGCGGCAAGAAAUGUGGCCACCGUGCCACACCUACGUCACGACACCCUCUCAGGAGGUGGGAGUGAUCACGUUGUCCAGCAACAAGCCUCCUCCAAUCAACAACAACGACGAAGAUCGUCCACAGACACAAAACUCACAGAGGCCAAACGACGGGCUUCGGCCAAGAGUGCGGCGUCGCCUCUCAGCCAUCACGCAUCCAUGCGCGGGAGCCGAAACGGCCAACAGAGCAUGGAUCAAUCCGUCACCAGCUCCACCAACAGCAACAGCUCCAUCACCAAGGGACUCAGAGGAACUCCAGACGCCGCACGACGACUCAGCUCUCGUUCCAGGCUUCCCGAUGGUGGUGUGCACGUGCCAUUGCCGGAUCUUGAUCCAGUCGGAACGUCCACGCAACAUGAUAAUACUAUUAUUCACGAAGAAGCAUCCGUGUUGUCGGGAACGUCCAAAAAUACACGUAACACCAUCGAUCCACAGCCCAACGUUCCAGCCCCGACGUGGUCUCCGGGUGGCGAUACUACUACGAAUAACAGUCCAGCCGGAUCCCCCACGCCAAUGCCAGUACCCAACCACGACGAAGGCUUGGCUGUGGCCGAUAUGGUGCCAGAUGAAGAUUUCAAUGACAUGGAAGUGACUCCAGCGCAACCAUACAAUGUCGAACAGGCACAGCGAGAUGCACAGCUGCGAAAACGGCAGCUACGAAAACGAUACAUCCUGGUAGUUGGGGUUCUGGCGUUGCUCAUGAUUGGAGGGGCUUUGGUCGUUGUCUUUGUCGUCAUUGGUGUCGGUGGUGAUACUACCACUACUGCCGUGGCUCCUGGGCCCGCAGUGGUGGGCGCCAGUAAUGGCAAUAACGCAACGCAAGCACCCACGCAAUUGUCCACACUCUUUCCUCUUCCCGACUACACCAUGAACAUUAUGGAACAAGACCCGUCGUCGCCACAAGCCAGAGCCUAUCAAUGGGUGAUUGAGGAUCCAGCGUUUGAUACACAUGAACUCUGGAGGUUGCAUCAACGAUUUGCCCUCGCCACAUUCUUUUAUUCCACAAAUGGUCGAGAGUGGCAAAACAAUGCCAAUUGGCUCGAUUACAACACGGAUGAGUGUCGUUGGUGGUGGACCGGACGCAGGCUUCGGGAAACUCAAUGCCUCUACAAUGAAACCGUCAAUCAGCACUAUGAGUAUCUCUACAUGGAAGGAAACGAUCUCGAUGGAACGAUACCACGGGAAUUGGAAUUGAUGACCGAGGGCACGAUCCCAAAUUCCUUUUUUGAAUCCUUCAUCCAUCUUAAACGUUUCUUUGCGAAUGUCAACGAAUACUUGACAGGGACCAUCCCGACCGAAGUUGGUUUGCUAUCAAACACGCUUGAAAUAUUUUUCAUGGGCUUGUGCACCAAUAUGAAAAACUUUUCCGCCUUCCUUAACCCAGAAUUGACGGGCCCUCUGCCGUCUGAAUAUGGAGCCAUGUCCCAGCUGGCAGGAAUGUACUUUGGCGAGAACGCGUUUACAGGGGCGAUCCCUUCUGAGUAUGGUCGAAUGACGUCAAACAGGCGUCUUGUCCUGUAUCACAACCAGCUCAAUUCAACCAUCCCCACGGAACUCGGGACCAUGUCAAAUUUGUUUGGUCUUUGGUUGGAUCACAACUCGGAUCUGAGCGGAACGAUUCCAGCAGAGUUGGCACAAGUGAGCACCCUCAGCAGGAUCUUGGUGAACAACGCCAGUCUAUCUGGAACUGUCCCAACCGUGUUGGAGAACUUGGAGCAGACUUUGGAAGUGAUGGAUGUAUCUGGCAACCAAGGAAUCACCGGAGUGGUCCCAGAGGGAUUGUGCAAUGUGGCAGAUGGUGUCCGCUGGAUCAGUCGCGUUGCUGGCAGGCACAUUGGAGAAUUUAGUGAUGGAAGCGAUGAGUACCCUUUGCUGACAUUUGAUUGCUCUGCUUCUUUGUGUGGGUGUGGCCACUGCGGCUGCUCCGGUUUCUAG
Messenger RNA from Seminavis robusta, 2727 nucleotides. The record is from the annotation of a GenBank genome assembly. NCBI's taxonomy places the organism in Eukaryota, Bacillariophyta, Bacillariophyceae, Naviculales, Naviculaceae.